Messenger RNA from Coffea eugenioides, 2154 nucleotides. Its product is annotated as lysophospholipid acyltransferase 1. Gene Ontology annotation, molecular function: acyltransferase activity. Gene Ontology annotation, biological process: triglyceride biosynthetic process; lipid modification; phospholipid biosynthetic process. The record is from RefSeq and is a predicted model, not a curated record. Bases 262 to 1653 code for a protein of 463 amino acids. The transcript has 8 exons. NCBI's taxonomy places the organism in Eukaryota, Viridiplantae, Streptophyta, Magnoliopsida, Gentianales, Rubiaceae. Gene Ontology annotation, cellular component: endoplasmic reticulum; membrane.
CCUCGAAAACUCAAGACCCCACCCCCUUUCUUCUCCUCUGCAUUCUCCAAUAAAUAAACUCAAGCCAAGACUUUGCUUUGGUACCAUCUUUCAAGUUCCCACCAAGACGUACAAGUGGACCCCACAUCAGAUCCUCUCUCACUUGUGACUUGAACUUAAUUUUCUUUCGUCCCGUCGUGUGAUUUGUAACCCAUUCCCCUCCGCAAUCCCCAGCGGUCAGAAGAAACGAAGGAUCGAACUUGACCCGUUUCGGAUCCCGUGAUGGAGCUCCCGGAGAUGGAAAGCAUGGCGUCGGCGAUCGGAGUUUCAGUGCCGGUGCUCCGAUUCUUAUUGUGCUUCGUUGCCACCAUUCCUGUGAGCUUCCUCCACCGGUUUGUUCCUGGGGUCACCGGAAGACACCUCUACGCCGCCGUCACCGGCGCCGUUUUGUCAUAUCUGUCGUUUGGGUUCUCGUCGAACCUUCACUUCUUGGUCCCCAUGCUUCUGGGCUACGCUUCCAUGGUCAUCAGCCGGAAACAUUGUGGGAUCAUCACAUUUUUCGUAGCCUUUGGUUACCUCAUUGGAUGCCAUGUAUAUUAUAUGAGUGGUGAUGCAUGGAAGGAAGGUGGUAUUGAUGCUACAGGAGCCUUAAUGGUGAUCACUUUGAAAAUAAUUUCAUGUGUUAUCAAUUACGGUGAUGGAUCAUUGAAAGAAGAAAAUCUGCGUGAGGCACAGAAGAAAAAUCGGUUGGAAAAGUUGCCUUCAUUUUUAGAGUACUUUGGUUAUUGUCUCUGUUGCGGUAGUCAUUUUGCUGGUCCUGUCUAUGAAAUGAAGGAUUAUCUUGAAUGGACAGAGAGGAAAGGGAUCUGGAAGGCUUCAGAGAAAGGAUCACCAUCACCUUAUGGAGCUACAAUUAGAGCUAUUGUCCAAGCUGCCAUGUGCAUGGGCCUGUAUUUGUACUUGGUUCCCCAUUACCCUCUUGCCCGAUUUAGUGAGCCAAUAUACCAAGAAUGGGGAUUUUGGAAGCGCUUGAGCUAUCAAUACAUGUCAGGCUUUACUGCUCGGUGGAAGUAUUAUUUCAUUUGGUCAAUUUCAGAGGCAUCAAUGAUCAUUUCUGGUUUGGGGUUCAGCGGCUGGUCAGAUUCUUCACCUCCCAAGCCAAAAUGGGACCGUGCCAAAAAUGUUGACAUAUUGGGUGUUGAGUUUGCCAAGAGUGCAGUUCAAUUACCACUUGUAUGGAAUAUACAAGUCAGCACCUGGUUAAGGCAUUAUGUAUAUGAGCGGCUUGUCCAGGAUGGUAAGAAAGCUGGUUUCUUUCAGUUGCUGGCUACGCAAACUGUCAGUGCUGUAUGGCAUGGAUUGUAUCCUGGGUACAUGAUUUUCUUUGUUCAGUCUGCUUUGUUUAUUGCUGGUUCAAGAGUCAUUUACAGAUGGCAGCAAGCUACGAGUGCGGCCCUAUUUAAGAAGAUUUUAGUAUUCUUGAACUUCGCUUACACUCUUCUGGUUCUUAACUACUCCUGUAUUGGUUUUUUGGUGCUAAGCCUACAUGAAACUCUUGCUGGAUAUGGGAGUGUGUACUAUGUUGGAACCAUUCUCCCGAUAGCAUUGAUCCUCCUUGGUAACAUAAUUAAGCCAGCAAAGCCUGCCAGAUCUAAAGCUAGGAAAGAACAGUGAGGUGUAAGAACUGGCUGCAUCUUUAGAUUCUUUAGGAGGACAGUCAGUUGCUGAUCAGAGUGCGUAACAUCUGUUUCAAUAGCUCAAAAAUUUUGCAUGCAGCCAAGGGGCGCAUUUCAGCAAUGUCAUUUUUUAUCCAAUCAGCAUGGUCUAAACAAUCAUGAUGCAUUGUAACUUAAAAUUUUUCAGGAAGCAUCCUUGUGGAAUUGGACCAGAUCAUUUGAUUUUAAAGCUUGUACUUGUUCACCUAUCCAAGGUGCUUAUUUCUGUUGGUCUGUCUUGAUGUUUUGAAUUCUGAUAAUUAACAAAAUUGUCGCUAGGGGCAAGGAAGAGGGAAAAUAGGAAGUUAGUUUCCUGGAAAAGAAGGACAGAAAGAAAAUGAAAGCUUGUUAUACAAUGUAAUGGUGAAAAGUCUACUUUCAGAAGUUAGAUUUUUCAUAAUAUUGAUGGUGCACUAGUUCCGGGAGCUACAGAAAGAUUAUUUACAGUCUUAAGUACUGC